This is a messenger RNA of Pocillopora verrucosa, 1254 nucleotides long. RefSeq lists its product as uncharacterized. Lineage: Eukaryota; Metazoa; Cnidaria; Anthozoa; Scleractinia; Pocilloporidae. The record is from RefSeq and is a predicted model, not a curated record.
ACUGUUCAACAGUAUACACACAAUCAGAACUGCCGCUGUUUUGGCGACAAAGCCAAAUAUGGAUAAUUUUCCUAGAAGCUGUCGAGGUCUAGACUAAGAGACGAAGCCAGAUCAAGAUGACAAUCUACACUGGGCUUUUGCUUCUUAUUCUUUAUGCUCCGUGUUAUUACAUGGAGAGCCCGAAUAGUGACUACAAUGAACCCUCCUCAAAUGUAGCGCAAGCAUUCGAGAAGCGGUGUCCACCUGGCCUGUGGUGUGGUAAAAAACGUAAGUUCUCAAGGGAGGCAUCAAAGCCAUCCGACCUUAUCGCCCAUGUUUUUGAAAAACGUUGCCCACCUGGAUUAUGGUGUGGUAAGAAGCGACAAGUGAAAGAUAGCAGUCAAAACAAAGCCAAAAAUUUUGGUGACGCUAACAAACUCGCCGACCAGUUUGCGAAACGUUGUCCACCUGGCUUGUGGUGCGGGAAGAAGCGAGAGUUAUCCAGUCAGAAAGCAAUGAAUGCUGCGCCACUUCAAGAACAUGCUAAAGACACGUCGAUUGAGACCUUUGAAAAGCGCUGUCCUCCUGGAUUAUGGUGCGGCAAGAAGCGAGAGUUAUCCAGUCAGAAAGCAAUGAAUGCGGCACCACUACAGGAACAUGCUGGAGACUCGUCGAUUAGGACCUUUGAAAAGCGAUGUCCACCUGGCUUGUGGUGCGGGAAGAAGCGAGAGUUGUCCCAUCAGGAAGCAGUGAAUACUGCACCACUAGAGGAACAUGCUGAAGACUCGUCGAUUGAGACCUUUGAAAAGCGCUGUCCUCCUGGAUUAUGGUGCGGGAAGAAACGAAGUAUACCAAAAACCAUGGAGAAUGAAGGUGACUUUAUCAACGCCCUCGAAAAGCGUUGUCCGCCUGGCUUGUGGUGUGGGAAGAAGCGUACCACUACUGGAGAUAAUUUGAUUGGGUCCAACGAAGAAGAAGGGGAAUUGUCGCUGAAAACGUUUGAAAAGCGCUGUCCUCCUGGCUUGUGGUGCGGUAAGAAGCGAACAAUUGCCACCUCGGCGAGUACAAAGAAUCAACUGGACGUUUAACAAAUCAAGAGAAGUAGGAUCAACAGGAACAUUAUGAUGAGUAAUGUAAAGUUAUUAUUGAUGCAAUGAAACCAAUUGGACAUUUUGAUCGUAUGAACGCAACCGUUAAAAGUAAUGCCAUUUGAUAACUUUCAAGGAGUUUCCGAGUACCUCUGUAGGUGUUUACGAAUGCCUCAUUAAAAAAUGU